Talpa occidentalis (Iberian mole) is the source of this 3145-nucleotide messenger RNA. Its product is annotated as DDB1- and CUL4-associated factor 12-like protein 2. The record is from RefSeq and is a predicted model, not a curated record. Lineage: Eukaryota; Metazoa; Chordata; Mammalia; Eulipotyphla; Talpidae. Gene Ontology annotation, cellular component: Cul4-RING E3 ubiquitin ligase complex. Gene Ontology annotation, molecular function: protein binding.
AUGGCCCCGCAGCAAACAGGUAGCAGGAAGCGGAAAGCGCCGGCGGUCGAGGCGGCGGCCGCGGGCUCGUCGUCGUCGCAGGGCGCGGCGGCGGCGGCGGCGGGCGCGGCGGGCGCGGCGGCGGCGGCGGCGGCGGACGCGGAGGGGCCGCUGCAGCGCAAGAAGCAGCGGCGGCCGGCGGCGCGACGCUCGCUGCUGCACUACCUGCGGGGCCGCGAGGUGGGCGCGGGCCGGGCGGGCGGGCUGCCGGGCCUCGAGGGCCAGCUGCGCGGCUACGCGGUGCGGAGGCUGCCCGAGCUGCUGCGCGAGCGCGAGCUGGCCCUGGGCACGCUCAACAAGGUGUUCGCGUCGCAGUGGCUGAACGCCAGGCAGGUGGUGUGCGGCACCAAGUGCAACACGCUCUUCGUGGUGGACGUGCAGUCGCGGCAGCUCACGCGCAUCCCCCUGAUGCGCGACCGCGGCGGCCCCGGGCUGGCCCGGGCGCAGCCGGGCUGCGGCAUCCACGCCAUCGAGCUGAACCCGUCCAAGACGCUGCUGGCCACGGGCGGCGAGAACCCCAACAGCCUGGCCGUCUACCAGCUGCCCACGCUCGACCCGCUGUGCCUGGGCGACCGCCACGGCCACAAGGACUGGAUCUUCGCCAUCGCCUGGAUGAGCGACACCGUGGUCGUGAGUGGCUCCCGCGACGGCACCGUGGCGCUGUGGCGCUUUGACCCCGACUUGUUCACUGGCAGCAUCGCCUGGCACAGCGACGUAGGGCUCCCGGUGUAUGGCCACAUCCGUCCCAGGGACAUGGAGACCAUCCCCAGGGCCAGCACCAACCCCAGUAACCGGAAGGUGCGGGCCCUGGCCUUCAGUGGCAAGAACCAGGAGCUGGGAGCUGUGUCCCUGGACGGCUACUUCCACCUUUGGAAAGCCAGGAACACCCUGACCAGGCUGCUCUCAGUCAGGCUGCCCUACUGCAGAGAGAAUGUGUGCCUGACCUACUGCGAAGAACUGUCCCUGUAUGCCGUGGGCUCCCAGUCCCACGUCUCCUUCCUUGAUCCUCGCCAGCGCCAGCAGAACAUCCGGCCGCUCUGCUCCCGAGAGGGUGGCACCGGGGUGCGAUCUCUGAGCUUCUACCAGCACAUCGUCACAGUGGGCACAGGUCAUGGCUCCCUGCUCUUCUACGACAUCCGCGCACAGAAGUUCCUGGAAGAGAGGGCCUCGACCACCCCGGGCUCUCCCCCUGUGCCCACGGGGAGGAAGCUGAAGCUCACCUGCGGCAGAGGCUGGCUCAACCAUGAUGACCUGUGGGUGAACUACUUCGGUGGCAUCGGCGAGUUCCCCAAUGCGCUCUACACCCACUGCUACAACUGGCCUGAGAUGAAGCUCUUUGUGGCCGGAGGGCCUCUCCCUUCAGGCCUCCACGGGAACUACGCAGGACUGUGGAGCUAAGGAUGGCUGGCCCUGUGUUCUCAAAGUGCCCAAGACUUACCUCCCAGAUCCCUCUCACUCACUUCCUCAUGCUGUGUUUGUGCUUUAAACUCUAUGUGGCUUUUGUCUUCCAGGUGGUUGUGAACAACUUACCUGUGUUUAGUUUAUUAGGCAGAGAGAGACAGAGAGAGAGAUCAAGAAAGAGGUAUCUUUUGGGCAAAUCAAAACUUGGCUUUAAGACUUCCGUGCCCCUCCCCCAACAUCACCAUCUUUUUGGCCUUCUCAACAAAGAAUUUUCGCUAAUCUUUGUGUGGUCUCUGAGUGAUUCCCAUAUUAGCAUAUGCUCUUUCUCUGGGCGGAUAACAGUCAUAGUCCCCAUUUCAAUUCAGUACUUUAAUUUUACCAGUAUUUCAAGAAUUUGUUCAGGUCUUUUACACAUUUCACAUGUAUGGUAUUUCGGGAAAAUCUGUGCUAAAAAGUGGUUUUUGGGUUGGCCCUACAGGACAGGUUUACAGCCCUGCUCCAAUUAGAAAAUAUAUUUCAAGUUCUAGGUUACCACCAUUUUGGAGAAUGUUUCAUUUGAAUGUUGGAAACUCAGUGUUGUUGUUUGUGUACUGUUGGUGCAUAAAAUACUUUUAAAAUAUGUUCUCUUAGUUAACAAAUCUUACAAUGGUGUUCUUUCAAUUAGUCAUAAUUUUGAUUACUCAGUAAAAAUUCAGCAUCAAUACCUCCCUGCCCUCAGCCAUCUUGUAUAAAACUGCUACAUUAUGGCCAGCUUUCUUGGGUAGCAUUUAUGCUACAGAUUUUCUGAGCUAAUCAAAACUGGCCUAUAUGUGGCAGGACAAUCAGGGAGGUAAUUUUUGGGGUAAACAUUUCUUUAUAGUUCAGGUAACUCUCCAGGCAGCCAUUUACAGUGAAGGCUACCCGAUGUGCUCAGUGUAGGUGUUGUUGACACUUUUUUAUUGUAUACAUGGAUAAUUCUUUAUCGGGAUUGAGUAUGUGAUGUAUGCAGAAAACAAUAAACAUGUUCAGCGUUUUAGCAAUUAAGUGCUAGGCUAAAUUUCUUGAUGCUAAGAUAUACACUUUAUUUUUUCUUAAUUGUCCUGCUAGCAAUCAAUGUGUCAAAGUCAAAAUCCUCCUGCAGAGAAACUGAAGCUGAAACAGCUAUGCACACAUUACAUUGUACAUUUAUUUUUAAAAAGCAAACUUAUGCUACUAUCAUGGGUUAAAGUAUUAAAACACCAUCUUGAAUGCCUUAUCUAAAUAUACUUUCUUAUAGUUUAGGACAAUUAGGUAUCUUGUUUUGAAUGUGAUUUAAUAAGUUUUUCAUUUAUACAAAUGUACGUGUUAUACUUAAAACUACCUGCUCACAUAAUACUGUAUGUUUUUUUGUGUGUGUAUAUUCUACUUACCAUGUGAGGAAAGGACAUAGAUGUUACCAGUUUACAUAUACAGGUUUUUCUGAUAUUUUAUACUACAUCUAUCAAGACUUCCCACUUGGUCUUAUUUUCUGUUAUGUUUAUUUUAAAUUAAAUAACACACGCACAUGGCCAAAAAAAAAAAAUCAUACUUUAUAAAAGAUGUACCAUGAAAGACUCACGCCCCAGGAUCCCUGAUCUCCUGCCCAUAGAUUACAUGUGGUAGAUUGUGUAUGUGUAUCCAUUUAGAGUCUAUACAUAUAUAAGUAUAUGUGUGUGUAUGUAUGUAUGUAUGCACUUUUAUGCAAAUG